AAUCGGUCAUGGCAAUUCCCCGGUGCGCUUUCUUGCCAAGCUUGACUGACUCCAGCCCGGCAUCCAGCUCCACUGCGAUCGCCAACGACCAUGUCAAGCACCCUGUCAAGCAUCAUUCUAAAAAAAAAGCUUGAGAGGGGAAAUCAGGGAAAUCAUAGAGCAAGCUGGUGGGCGCGUGGAUCCAGCGCGGACCUCGGCGGUUCUGGGGAUGCCCAGCGUGCUGCUGUAUUCCUGCUUCUUCUCGGGCUUUGCUGCUGCAGGAAAAAUAAACAGGAUGCGGCGUGGAAAACCCGAAAAGCACGUUCGAGAGUGUUCUCUGGCAUGUGGCAGAACCGCGCUAGACCGCAUGAAGCAUUCCGGAGGCGCCUUGUUCCGUGGCGCUUCUUAGCGAUGGGCGCUAGCAGAUGCGCUACUGCCCUGUAUUUGCCUCUGUGCACCCGCAGGCAAAUAGCGAGCCAGGGCAGAGAUUUGUUUGGGGAGGGGGAGCAGCAGCCGAGCUGUGGCUGCACCGCUGCCCUGAAGGCGCUCUUCAGCCGCCGAAAACCAUGGCGCUAGGCGCUACAGGGCACUAGUCGAGGCCAAAACGGGCAUGACAGCGACACCAAAAGGGACGAUGUAUUCCCG
Trichoderma asperellum CBS 433.97 is the source of this 624-nucleotide messenger RNA. RefSeq lists its product as uncharacterized. NCBI's taxonomy places the organism in Eukaryota, Fungi, Ascomycota, Sordariomycetes, Hypocreales, Hypocreaceae. The record is from RefSeq and is a predicted model, not a curated record.